Messenger RNA from Haliotis rufescens (red abalone), 1870 nucleotides. RefSeq lists its product as uncharacterized. The coding region runs from base 231 to 1397 and encodes 388 amino acids. The transcript has 3 exons. Lineage: Eukaryota; Metazoa; Mollusca; Gastropoda; Lepetellida; Haliotidae. The record is from RefSeq and is a predicted model, not a curated record.
CAAAGUUCAGCAAAGUAUAUACCUCUGACGGACACACGCCACAGGGACAAGUCUGUCUGAUGACAGCGACGAUGGGUGAACAGAAAGUAACACGAUAGCAGGCAAUUUAUCAACCUACUUCAUCAAGGCAAAGUUCGAGGACAAACAUCUCCAGAAAGAAGUCCGUCAAGGCACAGUUCGAGGACAAAUAACUUCAGAAAGAAGUCCGAAAGUUCAAGGAAGACGCCGCCAUGAUGUACCGCCUGCUUAUCGCAAACUAUCGUUUACUGAAAUAUCUACUCUUUUUCUCUGUGAUCCUUGUAAUUCUAUUGGUAAACAACACGUUAAGGGAGUACGCUGAACGUGUUAAAAGUAUUGACAUAACCAAGGUUCUUGAAAACAAGGUUUUUUACAGCGAUAAAAUAUAUGACAUCCAUGACCACAGCCACAACGAAGUGGAUGAAUUCUUUGACUAUUCCACCUCACAGAACUGCACCGUGCGGGACUUACUGCUCAGCGCGGAUCCCUCCUUUCAUACUGUAAAUCAGGAUGUAUUCUGUGACGAAAAGGCAAAAAGCAGUGACGUCAUAUGUAGGUGGUUCUUCACACAAAUUGGAAUGAGCGACAUCCAUGAUGAAAAUGCAUGCAGGCGUACCGGAAGUGACUCCAAAGUACCCAAAAUUGUGUAUUACGUCAUCUUCGGGCCAUACACGUUUCAGUUCUAUCAUUACGUAAGUGUCGUGAGCGCCAGGCGGUUUAUCAACCCUUCAGCCAUCUACCUGAUAGGAGACGCCCACCCCAAUGGGGACUGGUGGAGACAGGUUCUGAGGGACGUUCCGGGAGUGAGGUUCAUCUACAGGGAGAAGCCCCCGGGGAUAAACGGCAAAACAGUCCAGUGGAAGCACCACUUGUCUGACCUUGUGAGAUUACAGGCGCUGUAUGCUAACGGCGGCAUCUACCUGGACACUGACAUGGUGGUCACUCGACCCCUGGAACCUCUUCUGGAUUACGACAUCACAAUGGGGCUACUGGACAACGGCACCGGAAUGGGCAACGCCAUCAUCCUGGCCAAGAGGGGGUCCAAGUUCGUCAGAGAGUGGUAUGAAGGAUAUCGGACGUACAACAAUAAAGAGUUUUACAAGAACUCGCUCCACGUCCCCCGGGAUAUGUGGCACAAGAACCCCAAGAGCAUCCACAUGGAAUCUGACAGACUGUACCGGCCGAACUGGUUCGAGUCGGACUUGCUGUUUAAGAGGAACGACUAUCCCUGGAGGGACAACUAUGCUAUACACGUGUGGACCAAUCAAAACCCACUCCCUAAAGGGUUUUCUGACAUUAACCGUUUAAACACCACCCUCGGGCAGAUAUUCCGCCAUGUUUUAUAUGGAAGUACAGAUUAUAAAACUGACGACACGUGAGGUAACACAACAGUUGGGCCUGUAUUUAUUGUUUAAGCUGUGUGGCCAUGUAUGAGGCAGAGUUUAUGUUGUGCGUGAUCGUGUCCCAUGUUAUUAUUAUAUUAUAUUAUACAUUUAAAUAUUAAUACCGCACUUUUCCAGGUACUAUAGUAUUAUUAGUUAUGGUGUCUUUAGUUGCCGUAUACGUGUCACAUUUUUCUGCUAACCUAGUAUGACACCGUAUAUGGCAACUAAAGACACCAUAACGAAUUUAUUAUGCCGAUAAGUGCACUAUUUGGUAUCUUUGACGCACAUGUCAUGUCAAAAUGAAAACUACAACCGGUAUAAAUGACAGGACCAGUUGGAGCUUGAACCUUCAUAGAGUGAGGGCGAAACUGUAUGAACGUCGGAGCUUGAACCUUCAUAGAGUGAGGGCCAAACUGUAUGAACGUCGGAGCUUGAACCUUCAUAGAGUGAGGGCCAAACUGUAUGAA